AUCGUUCAGGACACAUUUCCUAAAGCCUCUAGGCCAAGAUUCAGCAUUAAAAUAAACUGCAGUUGUUCAUGUUUCUGAAAGAAGUCUCUUCUGCGCAAUAGGGCUGCAUUUGUGGUGCCGAAUUUUGACCCCCUGCCAAAUUAUUGAGACAGGGGUAGCUGCAGCCUGGAGCAAUGGGUGCGCCGAAAGGUUGGGGCGUGGCAAAAGGUAGGGGCGUGGCAAAAGGUUUCUCAUUGGUGGAAGGAGUUUUACUGCUGGCCAAUCAGCAGCUAAAUAUACAUUUACGUAAUUUCCUUAGACAAGGUGGCGGCGAUAAGACGUGAGCGUUAGUAAUUAGUUUAUUGUUGUUGACAGACAUGUGUACAGUGAGACAAAACGAUGACCUCAUCGACAGCGAAUCCUUCAGAGAUGAUUGUUUAUAUCUGCGUCCUUCUUGUACAAGAGAGUACAGAAUACAUCCUGUCUCUCAACUAAUGCAGAGUAUAUUCAAGCUGCCAACACACUGAUGUGAAGAGAAAUAUAGAAAGAAAUGACUGUGAAGCUUGUGUUGGGGAGGAUUCAGUGUCUGGUGAGGCUCAUGUGAAUGUGUUAUAAAGUGAAACACAUCCAGACACAUGGACUGCCAAAGACCACACGACAGGAACAUGCUCCUGGAGACGCUGAGAAAGCACAGAAGGAAUCUCUGAGGAGGAUGUACUCAGAAACUACACAUACUUCAGGACACCUGCUGGAGUGAGUAUAUUAAAGAAACAAACUCAUCAACUGUAAAAUAUCUCGUAUCAAAUCUUUUCAGGUAAUAUUUUAUUAUUCUGUACCUUUUUAGCCCAUCUGUUAAACAUUUAAAGCAAUAGUUUUAGAAAACAAUGUAAGAUUUAUCCGUGUAUACAAGAAGAUGAAAUGCAUGGUAUAUUGUGACUCUUAUACAUUAGCUUCUGAUUGUUUCUGCAGUGUAUGUAGCUACACCGUCCGAGCCAAAAUUCGGCACAACAGAUUUAUUGUAAAACAGGACGCCUACGUUGACUAUACUAUAUUACAAUCAAAUUUAAUCUAAUCUUGACAAACUAUAUAUCGUUGGAAAGGUCUAAGACUCCCAAAUAUAUAUUUUACCAAUAUUUUUUCUUAAAAAUUAUAUAGGAAAAGUAAUAGAUAAAUGUAUGACAAGAGUGCACCCUCAGAAAUCUACAUUACAAAAGAAGCUUUGACCUUAGUUAAAAAAUAAGUCUUCCUCGUUGCCUUUUUCUCUAUCACAUUUUAGAAAUCAUCAGAAGUUAUAUAUCACUUGAAAACAUAAAAUCUCAAAAUUCAUCCUUCAAAACCCAUUUUAAAAUCAGAAAUUGCAUUACCAUGUAAAUGGCACAUCAAAAUCAUGUUACAAAAUGUUUUCAGUCAUGAGGUUUGUAUCAUGCACAUUCAUCUCUAUCUUCAGAAACGUGAGUGGCAGUUAACAGGUUAAAAUAACAGUUUUCUGUGUGAACCUGAAUUAAUGUUGUCCACAAGAGUAGUGUGAAUAAUGGGAUUGCCUGGUGAUGAGUGUGUUCUUUCUCACGGGACACACCUGAGUCCAGGAGUAAUGACUUUCUCUCAUCCACCAAAGUUAAGUCACGUCUAACACAGAAACUGAACCUGGACGGUUAUUGCAGUUCAAAUUGAAAUUAAUGGUAACUUUGAUGUUUUUGUUAAUAUCUAUGCAUCAAAUAGUGGUUUGGGCAGAAUAAAUAUUUUUAAUAAAUUGUAGUUUUUCUUUAAAAAUCUCAGCGUAUGCUAAUGAUAUCGCUGUAUAUUACACAAAUGGAAAUGAUGUUCACAUUUGAACAGAUAUGUUGAAGAGUUAUGGGAAAGCUUCAUCUUCCAGAGUAGAUUGGGACAGAAGUGGUUCCCUGUGUGUGGCUCAGAUUCUAGAAGAUUACACUGGGGAAGUUCUGGGCUAAAGUAUCUGGAGGUAUUUUUAGGAAAAGAAGAAUAUAAUUGGGAUUUGGAAAUGUUAAGGUCGCCGUCAAUGUGGAGUGCUUUAAGGAAUGCUGGAAUGACAAAGACUGGACUUUUUCUAAUAACAAAUGAAUGGAUGUCAUCUGAUGCUGCAGAUGUGUGUGAGGUCACUUCACUUGAGACGGUGGAAUGAUCUUCUUCAGUGUUUAGCUAUGAAUUUAAAAAAUGAAGAUUUAGAUGGAUGUCCUUUCCUAGAGUUAAAUCUUGUGCUUUUGAUGCUUUUCAAGAGAGAGAGGGUUUUCUGCUCAACGUCAGAACUCCUGAACCUGAACUUUUUAGAGAAACUGGGAAAAAAGCACUGUAAAGUUCCCCAUAUUAACUCUUUAAAGGGGCUAAAAGAAUCUAAAUAUCAGGAGGUUUUCGGAUCAGAUGGAGGACCUCGUAUAAGACUGAGAGAAGCACUGGGGAUCUUCAGUGGAGACGUGUUUAAUAACCACAGACACGAGCACAGCGUGAUCCACAGCAGACCAAUAUGUGUUUAUUACUGCGGUAGACUUGAAGCUUUGCUAUCUCAGCUAGAACAACAGUCUAGCAUUUCAGGAGGAUUUUCACCCGUACUUUUUAUUUAUGGUCCUAAGUAUAACAAAAAUAAAAAGCUCUUGAUUCUUAACGUUUUGUUUGGGCUUACAUCACGUUAAUGUAAGUUAAAUGGUAUGGGUUCAACUGAUGAAGUUAUGAUUUUAAAGGGUUUAAUAAAAUCAAGGCUAACAGUGGAAUCAGCAGGUUAAAGACUUCGAGACGUACUUGGGUGAAUAAGUGUUUGUGUGAAACUAUCAUGGAUGCUUCUUUAGGAAUACAGGUUUAAUCUUAUUGAGAUGUUUUUGGUUUGGUUUUAAUCUCUGUGUUGUUUAUUUCAUUAUGUAAGGGUGGGUUUUGUGUGUAGAUCUUAUGUAAUUUAAAAGUCAAAAAAGUCUUUCUCACACUUCCUCUGUCUAACACACGCACACGCACACACACACACACACACACACAGUGUACUUAUAAAACCAAUGACGAGAAUCAGUUUCAGCCAAUCUGUGUGUUAAAGAGAGAGAGAGAGAGAGUGUGUGUGUGUGUGUGUGUUUCAAGAAAUAGAUCAGAAGGAAGUGAUCACUUCCUGUAUGGCUUCUCAUAUCGAGAGUGUGUGUGUGAUGGAGGCUGAUGUUAAUCUCACACAGGAAGUUGAGAACUUUCUGAGGGGCGUCACCACAAAAUAACUGUCAAUCACCUUCUCUCUCUCUCUCUCUCUCUCUCUCUCUCUCUCACACACACACACACACACACACACACACCGCUGGAGCUCAGUGAACCCGUCCUGCUCUUCUGGAGAUGAAGGAGUCUGUGUGUGUGUGAUGAUGACGAGACGUCUCUGCUAAUGAUGGAUGACAGGAACAGACGUGAGCGGAUCAGACCUGCACACACACACCUGGAUGAAGACAGCUGUCCUGCUGAACGAGCUCCUAAAGGUUACAUCGGAGCAGGAGAUGUUGUACACACUCUUCCUCCUCCACUGCGUGUAAAGCCAGGAUGUAAAGGUCCGGCCAUCAACAGAGAUCUCAAACCUGGGAGACUGCCCAAGAGCUCCUCAGAUGGACGAUUGGAGUUGAUGGGAUCUGCUGAGAGGGCUUUCACAGUCCCACACAGGCCGGUGAGAUCAUUACCCAGAGAUCACCUGCGUUUACCGCCUCCACCAGUACAGACCAUCACUGACUGUCCUAACCAGUUUAACCAGUUUGAUGAGUCUCCUCCGUCCAGACCUGCACCAGAACCAGCGUCACCGCUGACCAGAUCACACACCAGCAGACCAGCAUGGACACAACCCAGUCCGAGUGAGCGAGGGAAUGUUAAUACAUCAUCAUCUUCAAGUCACACGUCUCACAGGUUUUCUCUGGAUCUGGAGUCUCAGGAUUUGGACAGCUGCUGUGAGAGAGAGACGAGCUCGCUGGGUAAGAGUCUCACUGAAUCACAGCUGAAGCGGCUCACAGUCACCGAGUCUGAAGAACUCUCUGGAUGCGUUUCAGAUUCACACGUGAGGAAACAGCAGCAUCACGAAUGGCCUCGUGCUAAAGGAGAAGCCCUCGGCAGCUUCACCAACCACAGCAAACCUGCACAGGGAUUGGAGGAUCAGAACUGGUAUGUUGGUGCGGUCAGUCGUGUGGACGCUGAACACGCUCUUCACCUGGUCAACAGGGAAGGAGCCUUUCUAGUGCGCGACUGCUCGAAGAACACUACCUAUGAGCCCUUGGUCCUCGCUGUGUUUUACAGCAAAAGAGUGUUUAACAUUCAGAUCCGCUUCAGUGAUGAAACCAGCAAAUACUCUCUGGGAACAGGCCUGAGAACCAAUGACAGGUUCGACUCCGUCACCGACAUCAUCAGGUUCCACUCCAUUUUUCCCAUCGUUCUCAUUGAUGGGCGGAAACCUUCGGAGGCAGCCAAUCAGGGGAGGCAGUGUGUGCUGAUGUACCCAAUCACAAAGCAGGAUCUGACCAAGCUGUUGAAAUAAGAGCAAAUACAAACUGCAACAUCUCCGGGACGUUUAACUGACAUCUUAACUUUAUAAGUCAUUUCUAGUGACGUCUGACUCGCUCAAAAAAAGAGACAUAGAGCUCAUCUGAUAGAACGAAGAAAAAUCUGUCAAUUAAUAAUGUGGUGGUGUAUAGCAAUCAAAUAUAUAAAGAAUUCAAUGUUUUAACACA
Molecule: messenger RNA, 4661 nt
Organism: Carassius gibelio (silver crucian carp)
Lineage: Eukaryota; Metazoa; Chordata; Actinopteri; Cypriniformes; Cyprinidae
Product: cytokine-dependent hematopoietic cell linker
Exons: 19
Coding region: 3341-4468 (375 amino acids)
Biological process (GO): intracellular signal transduction; cell surface receptor protein tyrosine kinase signaling pathway
Source: RefSeq, a predicted model, not a curated record